AUGGCUAAUAGGACUAAAGAUGAUGAAAGUCACACAGAAUCAAAGCUUCAGCAUGAACAAGAUAAAUCAAACUCCCUUCCUAUUCCUUCAGUUUCCAAGCGAGUUGUGCUUGGUGAUUCUGUCUGCAGCAUGGCAGGCACAGCUGACCAUGGCAGCAUGGUAGACCUCAAAGGGGAUAAGGACUUGUUCAGCAAAGCUCCAGAGCUUCUCAGUGAGGCCACAAGUGAGCUCCGUCACCGAGCCAGAGGGGACCUGCCAUCUGAAGGUGCUCCACGGCCACCUAGACAUGGAUUAGAGCAGUACUUAUCCAGAUUUGAUGAAGCUCUGAAGUUGAGGAACCAGCUGAUGAAUGAGAAGCCAAGCCAAGAGAAUGGGAAUGCAGUGGAGGAGUUUGACUCUUUCCGCAUUUUUAGAUUGGUGGGAUGUGCUCUGCUGGCCAUUGCAGUGAGGGCUUUUGUGUGCAAGUACCUGUCAAUAUUUGCACCAUUUCUUACUUUACAACUUGCUUACAUGGGACUGUCCAAAUACUUUCCAAAGUGUGAGAAGAAGGUGAAAACCACAGUUCUGACUGCUGCUCUUCUACUGUCUGGAAUCCCUGCAGAAGUGAUUAGUCGCUCCAUGGACACCUACAGCAAAAUGGGAGAUGUUUUCACAGACCUUUGUGUCUAUUUCUUCACUUUUAUCUUUUGCCAUGAACUUACUCUGCUCUUUGGUUCUGAAGUACCAUGAUUGCUGUAGAAUUCAGUGCAGUAGUUAACACUAAAGCUUUCUGGACUGUAUUCCUUUAACAUCUGACUCUGCAGAGAGGUUGAAACCUUCAUUAAAAUUAUUCUCUGUUCAAAUGCUUGAAAGGAGCCUUAAAUCCAGUCACUUAAGGAAAGGAAGAGCAGGGUCCCAGACUGCCAGUUGUAUUGGUUCAGUUUAUUUAGAUGCUGUGUCUGUCUAUUAGAAAUG
Messenger RNA from Chaetura pelagica (chimney swift), 954 nucleotides. It is a transcript of the gene CAMLG, whose product is annotated as calcium modulating ligand. NCBI's taxonomy places the organism in Eukaryota, Metazoa, Chordata, Aves, Apodiformes, Apodidae. Gene Ontology annotation, cellular component: GET complex. The record is from RefSeq and is a predicted model, not a curated record. Gene Ontology annotation, biological process: tail-anchored membrane protein insertion into ER membrane. Bases 1 to 729 code for a protein of 242 amino acids. The transcript has 4 exons.